This is a messenger RNA of Pararge aegeria (speckled wood butterfly), 1952 nucleotides long. RefSeq names its product pyridoxal kinase (gene Pdxk). The transcript is spliced from 6 exons. Bases 194 to 1093 code for a protein of 299 amino acids. Lineage: Eukaryota; Metazoa; Arthropoda; Insecta; Lepidoptera; Nymphalidae. Gene Ontology annotation, cellular component: cytosol. The record is from RefSeq and is a predicted model, not a curated record. Gene Ontology annotation, molecular function: pyridoxal kinase activity. Gene Ontology annotation, biological process: pyridoxal 5'-phosphate salvage.
UGGUCAUUGUGAUUCCUGUCACUGUGUGUCGUAAUUCUGUCACUCGCGUGACGUAUUGAAUUUAAUGACUAUUGAGGUAGGUAUAAAACUGUUGAUGAACCUAUCAGUAAAGUAAAUAAUUAUUGUAACUUUAUCAAGUUAGUUACAUCCAGCAUUCGUCGAGAUUAAUUUCUAUUUUUAUUAACAGGUGAACAUGUCUACAAACUCAACACCGAAAGUUCUUUCCAUCCAAAGCCAUGUCGUCCAUGGAUAUGUGGGCAAUAAGAGUGCUGUUUUCCCCCUCCAAGUUUUAGGUUUCGAGGUUGAUGCCAUUAACACAGUCCAGUUUUCUACACACACUGCCUACAAGCACAUCAAAGGACCAAUUCUCAAUAAUCAAGACUUAGAGGAACUUAUUGAAGGGUUGAGAUUGAAUGAUGUUGAUUAUUAUACUCAUUUUUUGACUGGAUAUUCAAGAUCUCCAGACUCAUUGAAACAAAUUGCUCAAAUAAUCAAAAAAUUAAGACACAAAAACCCUAAUUUGAUCUAUGUGUGUGAUCCAGUGAUGGGGGAUAACGGGAAGAUGUAUGUACCUGAGGACAUCUUGCCUGUGUACAGAGACGUGGUCGUACCACUGGCAGAUAUACUAACCCCGAAUCAGUUCGAAGCAGAACUAAUAACUGGACUUAAAAUGAAGGACCUGGCUGGGGCGCUUAGAGUUAUAGACGCUUUACACGAUAGAGGAGUAAAGACAGUAGUUCUUAGCAGUACUGACUUAGGGAAUGGAGAGAAUAUAGUUGGUAUUGCCAGUAAUAAAGAUUCGUGUUACAAAAUCGAAAUGGCGAAACUGAAUGCCAAUUUCACGGGCACUGGUGACCUUUUUGCUGCGCUCUUUCUGGCGUGGUUUCAUAAAACCAAUAAAAAUUUGAAACUUACACUUGAGAAAACAACAGCGACUCUGCAACAUAUUGUGAAGGACACCUAUGAUAAAGCUAGAGCUAUUCAUGCGUCCGGAAAGAUCCCGCCAGCACUAAUAGAACUAAGACUUAUACAAAACAAAAUAACCAUCGAAGAUCCCAAAAUCACUGUCGAGUCUACAAAAAUAAGGGGUUAAAUAAUUAAGCUAUAUAACUUUUGUUAUGAGACAAUAAUAUUAGUACAACGUUAUUUAGCUAUUAUUGUAAUACAAAUUAUAUUUGAAAUUAUGAAAUCUUAUUUAUAAAAAUGUUAUAUUGAGUUAGAAAUUAGCACUAUAAAGUUCAGUUAAGUAACGUUUAUAUUCUACGGAGUGGACUGGAGCGGAUGAGUGUAAGAACUGACCAUUCGUAUUCAAAAUCUCUUAAUAAUCUGGUUUGUCGUUUACAUCAAACCCGUAUAGUUUUGUCGAUGCCAUUAUAUAUGUAUCUUCUUUAUAUUAUAUACAGUGUCCGUAUGUUGUUUACGCAAAACUCCAAAAGCAAUUGAAGGAUUCGUUGAAAUUUUUACACGAUAUUCAUUGCAUUUCUAAAUGUGUUUUAAACUUUUCUUUUUCUCACGGAGACGGUAACUAAUAUAGAAAAGAGCUUAAAGAAAGAGUGUCUUUUUUGAGUUUACUUUUUUUACUUUUAUGCUAAAAAUAUGUACCGACUAUCUAAAAAUUGUAAUUGACAAAUAAGAGAUUAUUCUAUUUCUGGAACCUUAUUCUCUAUUUAACUGUAAUAUUUACUACUUCUUCAUAAAAGGCCUGUAAAUUUCUACGAUUCAAAAUAUAAUUGGGAGCGUGAAACAUUUCGAACGUAGGUCACAGAUAAAAUCAGGGUGUGAAAACUCCGCUUCAGUUUAAAUACUCCAAUAAGCUGCAUCGCUCAUUAAACAAAACCCAAAAUGUGAAUCAAGCUAAUACAAAAACAAGGUGCCUAACCCGCGUGCAAUAUUACGACCAAUCACAAACGCUCCUCUAUGAGAAGUCCUGUGAUUGGUCGCAAGUAGAACAC